Wallemia ichthyophaga EXF-994 is the source of this 3183-nucleotide messenger RNA. RefSeq names its product SWI/SNF chromatin-remodeling complex subunit snf5. Gene Ontology annotation, biological process: chromatin remodeling. Lineage: Eukaryota; Fungi; Basidiomycota; Wallemiomycetes; Wallemiales; Wallemiaceae. The record is from RefSeq and is a predicted model, not a curated record. The coding region runs from base 1 to 3183 and encodes 1060 amino acids. The transcript is spliced from 3 exons. Gene Ontology annotation, cellular component: nuclear chromosome.
AUGCAAAGACAUAAUAUUGAUGAAAAUAAUAGACAAAGUGUGAUUAGCUGGGAUAUUAAGGACGAUUCCUACGUUCAGCACUUGGGUCGUGAUACGCAACGAUACUCAAAUAUCGCAAAAAGCUCAGUCAAACAACAUUCUAUCGAUAACUACAAUGAGCUUAAGCCAAGCUAUCAAUGGUUUGAAAGACCAGAUAAGGAUAAUCCACUUGAAUUUGAUAGCAAAGUUAAACUACUCUAUCCGAAGGAUUCAAAUGACUUGGUCGAUCAGUUAAGGUCCAAAAUGUCUAUCUCCUCACCAAUUAGACUUCACAAAUUUCAUUACAAAGACGCAGCUCAAGUUAAUGAAGAAUUAGUUCCUAUAAGACUUGAUUUCGACUUGGAUUACUUGAAAUUGAAGGAAGUCUUUUGUUACAACCUCAAAGAACCUCAUCUCUCACCAAAAUUAUUGGCUGUUUCAUUAUGUCACGAUUUCGGUUUAAAUGAGGUUACCGCUGCUCAUCUGAUUGAAAAAUCCAUAAAUGAUCAACUCGAUGAAUGGAAAUCUUUCGUACAUGAAUACUCAUCGAUACACAGUCCAUCAACCUCCACCAAUACUCAAGGUACGCUCAAUAACUCCGACUGUGAAUGGUGGCAAGCUUUCAAGGACAACAAUAUACCCGAGAAAUACGAUGAUCAAGUCAAAUCCGUAAAGGAUGAGAAAUUCAUCCACGAAGAUAUCAGAAUUCUAAUCAAGUUGGACAUUAUUCACACCCCUCAUCACUUGAUCGAUCAAUUUGAAUGGCCACUUUUCACAACCCUUCAACCAAACGCGCCAGAGUUAUUCGCAGUGAAUUUUGCUGCAGAGAUGGGCUUGCCGGGUGAAUUCGUCACUUCAAUAUCUCAUAAUAUACGAGAACAAUCCUCAUUCUACUUGAAAUCUCUCUCAAGGUUGAAUUACCCAAUACUUAACGGAAAUUCAGUUGAAGGAAUACCAGAUGACGAGUUGCGCAAGUCAUUCUUACCACAUUUGUCAGAGCAUUCAAUCGAACGUUCGACCAAAGAUAGUAUAGAUCAUACGCCGAAGUUGGACUUGCUUUCACACGAGGACAUAAUCAAUUACGAAAAAGAGUUAGAAAAGGAGAGUAAAAGGAGAAAAAGAGCACAGAGAAAUAGGAGAUCAAAUCUGACACUUCUUCCCCAAGACAGAGAGCCUAUCAAAACUUACAGAACUCCGCCAAAGUUCCCAGAGACUUUCAUAUCUGUUCCUCACUCAUUCCUUAAAGAGCAACCAAUCGCUAUCAACCAGCAAACCCAACAGAAUCAACAAUUGUCUACCAACUAUCCACGAAGAGCAGCUGCAGCUAAAGCAAGCUUGAACAUUUCUUCAUCAGCUCAAGCCGAGUUGGCGGAAAUAGAUAACAACGCAGAAGAUGAAGAUUAUGGUGCAGACGAUAGUCAAUUCGAUAACUUUACGUCAACUAUGGAAUUUGAUGAGCAUGAAAAUAAAUAUGUUAAGAAACCUAUGCAGUUACAACCCUUCGAUCAAUCAAAGAUGGCUAUCACGAAAAGACCCAGAUUCAUUGAAAAUAUUCCAACCAAGCUUGAAUACACACCUACAUCUAGGUUGAGACCAGAUGCAAAGAUUUUCGUUUCAAACCAAGAAAAACCAAACAAUUUAAUGAAGUUUGGGCACGGUAAAGCUUUUAGAGGAGAAUUGUCGCCGGGAACUGAAGUUAAGAAGCUAUCAGCGGCUACUUUGAGCAUAUAUUCUUAUUUCUCCACUGAGAAUCAACACGAGAACAUGAUCAAUGGAGUAUGGCACUGUUCGAAUUGUGGUGUACCUGAAAUGUUCGCCAUUGGUCGUAGGAAAGGACCUAUGGGUGAUAAGAGUUUGUGUGGGGAUUGUGGAAAGUAUUUGCAUAAAAUACGCAAGAACAAGCCUGUCAUUUACAAUAAUGAUAUUGAAUAUCAUCGUAAUCUACGCUUGCAAGUGGAAAAAGAGGCUGAAGAGAGACUUAAUAACCAAAAAACUAAUGCUCAACGCUAUAGAAAAGAACUCAAAGCUUCAAGACAAGCCCAGAAAGUUGCGAAAGAAGCUGAGCACCUAGAUUAUUACAGUCAAAACAAACGCAAGCAAAUCAUCGAUGAUAGUGAUGAAGAUGAUAGCUUCGAUUUUGGCAAGCGCAAUAAACAUAAAUCUUAUGAUGACGACGACGAUGAUGAGUCGUAUAACGAAGAUGAUGACAGCGCACCAUCACGUCCACAACGGGUUAGAAAAGUACCAUCACACCAAGCAAGGUCACCAUCAAGUAGUCAAUCUGAAGCUAAUGGUGAUACAACGAGGCUGUCGGUAGAUAGGCCAACACGUCAAUCGGCAUCAACUCCACAAUGGUUAACAGAUGCAGCGCGCUUACUUAGGCAUCGGUAUCCCAACGAUCGAUUCGUUAUAAUCGACAAGCCACCACAAAGCGCUGACGGAUCUCCAGAAUGGCGUAUAAAAUGUCUUGAUUGUCCAGGAAAGAUGUACACUCCAGGCCCAGGUUUGAAUGUUGAGAAUUUCGAAAAGCACUUAAAAAAUCGUCAACAUAAGCAGAAGGUUGGAAUACGAUUAGGCUUUCCGAUGGGCAAUAACGGUAUCAGUCCAAUUGGACAGCCAAGUGUACUCAGUCCAAGUCAACCUGUGAUAAGUCCAAUUUCUCAUCCAUUACAGUUGCAAUCACAGCCUGCAUCUAGACCACCAUCUAGUCAACAGCAGCAUCCUCAACACGUGCAACACCAGCAGCACUUGAAAGCGUCACCAAUGUACCCAACAAUGGGUAUGCCUAUGUCUCAAUCACCUGCACAGCAAACUGAUGUAUUGGCUGCUGCUAUGUAUCAAUCUCAUUCGCAGAACCUCAACCAUGGACAUCAUUCAAUUCCACAUUCACAAUCAAUUACACCGCAACCCCAACCGCCACCAAUCCAUCAUCAACCACAGUCAUCUAUUCAUGCAAUGCAAGAAGCACCUACACAGUCUCAACAUCAUCACCUAUACAACCAUCAACAAUUUGUUAAUAUCCCUCACGAAACGGCAAGACCUGCAGAGUCAAUACCAAGCAGUCUAGACAUAUCCAGUAUGGAUAUGAAUUUGAUUGGAAUGCCUUCCUUCGAUUUUGAAAGUGGUAUUGGUGGUAAUGAGCAUGCUGGUUCAGGCACUUACUAA